CGAGCACAUUCCACGCUAUAUUGACCCACAAGUUGACAUAAACCCCGGAAGAAGAACCACCCCGCUCGUUGGAAACCCCUGCCGCUUCUUCUGCAUCAUCAACGCCCUGAAAGAAAAUCCCACCAAAAUGGCUUUGGAGAUCUGCGUCAAGUCUGCUACUGGAGCACCCGAUGUUCUUGGAGACUGCCCAUUUUGUCAACGGGUGAUGCUAACUUUGGAGGAGAAGAAAGUCCCGUACAAGAGCCGCCUCGUCGAUCUCAGUAAUAAACCCCAAUGGUUCUUGGAAAUAAAUCCAGAAGGGAAGGUGCCACUGAUUAAGAUCCAUGAUAAGUGGAUCGCCGACUCUGAUGUGAUUGUUGGCAUUCUUGAGGAGAAAUACCCUGAACCUUCGCUCACUCCUCCCCCUGAGUUUGCAUCUGUGGGCUCGAAAAUUUUCAUCUCCUUCGUGAAGUUUGUGAAGAGCAAGGACCCAAGUGACGGCACUGAGCAGGCCUUGCUUGAUGAACUGAAAGCCCUGGAUGGUCAUCUCAAGGCUCAUGGUCCAUACAUUGCUGGAGUAAAGAUAACAGCGGUUGACUUGAAUUUGGCCCCGAAAUUGUUCCAUCUCGAGGUUGCUCUUGGCCACUUCAAGAAAUGGACAAUCCCAGAAAGCUUGACUCAUGUCCACAGCUACACCAAGCUGCUGUUUUCUCGGGAGUCCUUCGUGAAGACCAAGCCGGCGAAGGAGCAUGUGGUCACCGGAUGGGCGCUGAAGGUCAAUGCAGCAUGAAUCUCUGCUUCUGCGUUGUGAGUGUUGGUUGAACUUUUGUUAUGAAAGUGUGGUUGAGGCUUGAGAGCUAUGCAUGUUAGUUAAGCCAAUAAAUGUGUACUCAAUCUCACCCUUGUUGGGCUUUCGGUAUAUAUAACUAUACUGGUGUGGCCUGAGUGUGGUUUGAAUGGAGGUUUGCAAAUCUUGGCUUAA
This is a messenger RNA of Rhodamnia argentea, 961 nucleotides long. Its product is annotated as glutathione S-transferase DHAR2. The transcript is spliced from 7 exons. Lineage: Eukaryota; Viridiplantae; Streptophyta; Magnoliopsida; Myrtales; Myrtaceae. The record is from RefSeq and is a predicted model, not a curated record. Bases 128 to 769 code for a protein of 213 amino acids. Gene Ontology annotation, biological process: cellular oxidant detoxification; ascorbate glutathione cycle; protein glutathionylation. Gene Ontology annotation, molecular function: glutathione dehydrogenase (ascorbate) activity.